CCGAUUUUAUCUAUGCCUCAUCCGCUUUCUUAAAUAAGUAACAGAAGGUUUGUAAGUGUUUGUUAUAAAUUCAUUCUUUAAUUUGAGUUAAUUCAUCUAUAAAAGUAUAAGUAAAAGCGUUAUAAUUACAUCAUUCAUGUCUCAUUUUUAUUUUUCUCAUCCAAUCUUUCAUCUAUUCCAAAUGUGAUUUUACACUUUACUAUUAGUAUGAGUACCAUGAUUAUGGAAGAAUAUGGUAUAGUAUCACUAUAGUAUAGUCUUUUCUAUUAUAGAAUAGUGUCUAUAAUACCCUGUAAUGUCCAUAACUAUAACAUAAGCCUACUAACUACUAAUACUAUACUAAUCCUGAUACUACUUUACACAAUCUUAUUUGGCAUACUUACAUAUUUUUAAUUAGCUAUAAUAACUGAAAUGCUACAAAUACGUUGGACUACAAUACACUAACACGAAUUUUUUAAAUGGUUAUUUUAUGUGGGUUUUUAGCGUAAUCAUACUCAUAAUCAUACACGGGAGGGGGUGGGUGGGGCGGCAUUUAAGAUUUUCGGGGUGAGGGCAGUGUCCAGAGGCGUAGCUAAGGGGGGAAAGCUGGGACACUUCCCCGGGUCGAAGACUAGCUGGGGCACCAAGAUGGGCUUUGAUGGUAUUAAAUGGUUGAAAAUAAUUUGUUUCAGAGUUGAGGGGGUAGGGGCGUAAAAUGAGUCAUGUCCCCUGACUUCAAACACUCUAGUUGCGCCACUUCCAGUGGUGUAGAAAGGGGAGGAUGAGGUUGCUCACCCAGGUGUCACUUUUUUGUAUAGAUGUGCGGCAUUUUUGGACAAAUCCAAUUACCUAAUAAUAAUAAUAAUAAGAGUGUUGGACUGCGAUAAAGCUUUACAAUAGAAGAAUUAGACACGAACAAUUUGUGUCAACAAAACAAUAUUAAUAUACUAGAUAUAGCCCACCAAGCAUUGGCGACAGCAAUGCAGGAACUUCCCAUCUACCAACAAAACAUGAACUCAAGUAACGCACAUUUAAGAAUCCCAAUUUUUGCUAUACCGGUACCCCUUCCCCCCAUGAUACGUCACUGCACACUUUUUAUUUCACGCCCAUGAACUAUAUUAAAUAUUCUGAUGUCCCAACCACUUUUAAACUGAAUAUUUUUUACACCAUUCUUAAAUUGGGACGAUUUCAUUUACCGAAAAUGAAAUAUUACGCACCAAACGCAGUUGCGUAAUUAAUUUUAAAAAAAUCAUUUAGCGUAGUUAUCGGGAAUUAUAUUUUUCCCGCUAGUGAACUCAUUAUUGAACCCUACUUUCUUUCAAACAUAUAGAAAUAUUUUUAAUACAAUCUCAACACCAAAUACGCUGAAUAGGAAGCAGCAAGAAAUGGAAGCAGUCCAUGAGUCACCCCAGAGGCAUAAUAUAUAUUAUAAGAGAAGUUCAGCUUUAAAAUAAGUUUACAUAAUAGACAAGUAAACGCAAAUGCCUCAUCAGUACAAAAACAGGCUUACCCAAAAACAAAACAUAUCUACCAAUAAGGGUAAAUUAAAUUUACAUUAUACAUAUGUAUAUAUAUAUAUAUAUAUAUAUAUAUAUAUAUAUAUAUAUAUAUAUACACACAAUAUACACACACAAAUACAGAGUUUGUAUAGUGAAAGAAAGGGUAGCAAAAAUAUAACACAAAAAAAAAAAAUAUAUACCAAUAAAAGUAAAUAAAAUAUAUAUUAUAUAUAUAUAUAUAUAUAUAUAUAUAUAUAUAUAUAUAUAUAUAUAUAUAUAUAUACACACAAUAUACACACACAAAUGCAGAGUUUGUAUCGUGAAAGGAAGGGUGGCAAAAAUAUUUGGUGGCACUAAUACUUGCUACGCUAUUAUCUAUAGUCAACAAAAGUAUCGAUCAUUUUCAUCGGAAUGUGGGCAGAAAUCGAGAGCUCAGAUGAAUCUUGCUUUUAAUUAUACAAAUAAAAGCAAGGCAAAGAUCAUGAAGGUAAACUCAGUAAACUCAGCCAACCAUGAACAUAUCUCUCCCUCGGGGAAUGCACUGGACGAAGUGGAGGCCUUCGCAUACUAAGGCAGCACCAUUGACAUAAAUGGUGGAUAUGAAGCUGAUGUCACAGCUAGAAAAGCUAGGUCAGUAUUUGUGGCAUUAAAGAAAAUAUGCGAGUCAAAGGAGCUGGCUCUUCAAACCAAUGUCAGAAUUCUCAAUACAAAUGUCAAAACAGCUUAUUCCUAUUCUAUGGAGCCCCAACUUGGAGAACAACGGCGAGCAUUACACAGAAGGUACAGACCUUUAUAAACAUUUGCCUUAGAAAGAUCCUGAAAAUCAAAGUGUCAAACACCAUGACUUACAAGAAAGGACACAGUAGCCUAUUGCUGAAGACAUCACAAGGAAAAGAUGGAGGUGGAUAGGGCACAAUUUUCGCAAAUCCCCAGACAAUUCCUAACAUGAAAUUCACAGAGGAAAAAUAAAGAUAGGAGGCCCUAAUAAUACAUUGAGACUCAAGCUAGAGGCAGACACACAAAGUAUGGGAUACAAUUUGAAACAGCUGGAAAGGAAAGCACGGGACCGAGAUGAAUGGAAAAUUCUUAUGGACGGCCUAUGCCCUAAAGGGGUAAAAGGGAUAAGUAAAAUGAAUUUACUUUUGGAAAUGAAUUAUUUUUUUGGGGGGAUGAAAUAUUAUUUGAGAAUAGAUUUUGCCUAUUUGAUACUUAGCAAGAACUAUUAAUGAAAUGGUAGACCUUUAAACUUGUGAAGUAGCAAAAAGUAAAUGAAUAAAAAUAACGAUAUGUCUGUUCGAUAUUUAAAAUCUAAUACUGUACGCCUACAUCAAGAUUAGCCUUAAAUAUAACAGCAUACAGAUCAGCCAAUACUUCGAGCCAAUAUUUCAAUAGAUUCCACUAAUUAUAAUCGCUUACAGGCAGCAGAUACUAUUUGUUUUAAAACUGUUUAAAAAUGACAAUUUCGUCGUUUUUAAUUUUUAAAAUAAAAAAAUAAUAAUAAUAAUAAAAAAAAAAUAAUAAAAAAAAUAAAUAAUCGUUUAAACAAUAUGAUUGUUUUACACAUGUUGCUUCUGGGCGGCACUUGACUUUGGGGAUAUGGCUGAAAGAAACCCUGGUCACACUCAAGAUGUUAUAUAAUAAGAAUAGUUUAUGAAAUUGAGCCUAAUGAAUACAGAUGAAUUGUGUAUAUGCAGACUGCUUUGCAGUUUGCAGUGCAGUAAAAAUUAUUUAAGUAUAAGUAAAAUCUUUAAUCUACAAAUAAUACACAUCAUUGAUAUAUUUAAAUAUAUAAUAUAUACAUUACAUGACAUAUAAUCACCAAGGAGUUCAAUGAUUUAUUCAAAUAUUUAACCUAAUUUUACGCAUUCUAUGAGGGCUAUGUUGCCUAUGAGAAUAUUUUGUCCCCAUCACAAUUUUUUCAGCUGAACUUUUGUCACAAAAACUAAAUUUGUCUGCUCUACAGGAUUAAGUUGAUUUCAUAGAUGCUUAUAAUUUGUUAAAACAUCAUAUGAUGCUCAACUAUGAUUGUUUUACACAUGUUGCUUCUGGGCGGCACUUGACUUUGGGGAUAUGGCUGAAAGAAACCCUGGUCACACUCAAGAUGUUAUAUAAUAAGAAUAGUUUAUGAAAUUGAGCCUAAUGAAUACAGAUGAAUUGUGUAUAUGCAGACUGCUUUGCAGUUUGCAGUGCAGUAAAAAUUAUUUAAGUAUAAGUAAAAUCUUUAAUCUACAAAUAAUACACAUCAUUGAUAUAUUUAAAUAUAUAAUAUAUACAUUACAUGACAUAUAAUCACCAAGGAGUUCAAUGAUUUAUUCAAAUAUUUAACCUAAUUUUACGCAUUCUAUGAGGGCUAUGUUGCCUAUGAGAAUAUUUUGUCCCCAUCACAAUUUUUUCAGCUGAACUUUUGUCACAAAAACUAAAUCUGUCUGCUCUACAGGAUUAAGUUGAUUUCAUAGAUGCUUAUUUGUUAAAACAUCAUAUGAUGCUCAACUAAGAAACAUAAUGGGUAUGCAAACAAGCACAAUGCUGAUUAUGUUGGCUGCAUGUAUAUUGUUGUUUGGAGAGAUGGUGUCUACAGGUUGGUAGUCUAAGUGUUGAUCCAUAGAUGAUAGAGUUCAUUGCGUUUGCACUGUGUAUCAUAGCUAUUGGGGUAGAUUUUUAAAAUAUGAAUCUGUUAUCAAAGGAUAGAUAUUGUUAUAAGAUGCUUUCCUAAAUAUCAAAUAAAUAAAGAAUGUAACAUUACAAUAUCAUUUAAGGUUAAAAUUCUAAAUCUAAGGUUUUUAUCCUUUAAUCUGUCUUUGUACACAAGCUUGAUUUAUAAGAUCACAUCUUCAUUUUAAAUCUUUUAUUUUUUGAUGAUGCUUAUGAGGAGACACUUUUUGUUUAAAAAGAUUUGAUUUUAUUUAAAUACAAUAAUUUCUCUCCAUUAAGCUGUGCAUGCUAAGCAGAUUUGAUUCUAUCAUGGAUAUGUGCAUGCGAGAAACAAAUUAAAUCAUAAGUUGUAUCACAAUACAUUUUAUCAUCCCACUAUUUGAAGAAAUAUGCAUUUGUUAAGCUUAUAUAUAUUUAGGAGGAUACAUCCCACAUUCUUCAUCACAGGUUCCUAAGAUCAGCUCGAUGAGAGUGAAUUCUUACCCUUAAAGUUAGAAUAAAAAAAUAUAAAAAUUCUCUAGUUCCCCAGAAGGUCAUAAUUUAUCAGCCAUCUUCCCCAAUGGUUAUGAAAUAUAAAUGAUCACUAAUUAAGUCAUUAUUGUUACUUAAAGAGUUCAGUAUGUAUGAUGGCUGAUUUUUACGCUAGAGAAAUACUUUAGAUGUAUUUUGUUCUAGUGGAAAAUUUUGCCUUGGUACGAAUAUUUAUCUAUGUGCUGAAAAUGAAUAUGUAAAUUUUAAUAAAAAAACAUUUCCAUUUAUUUGGAUAAAUAAAAAUAUAUCUUGACCUUUCUUAUCAUUCCAAGACAAUUUAAAAUGGUUUUAUACAUCUAUCGUGUAAGCAAAGUAUAUAACUAUGGUUUUAAUAUAGUGGAUCAGCUCUGUCUAAAAUUCACAUCACUAAGAAUAGUAAUUUAUAAAUAUUUGCAGGGAUAUUGGGCAUUAUUGAAAAGCAUAUUUAUUAAGCAAAAAUAAAAUGGAUGGCUCAUAAAUACAAUUUCAAAACUUUAAAAUUAGUAUAGGCGACUUUAAUUUAUCUUAAAAAGAUAUUGUUUUGCCUAAUAAAAUGACUACACUUUAAAAGGAAUCUGUUUUUUUAAAUAAAAUUUGAAAAUAUAACUCACUUUCACAAUGAUUGUAUUAAAUAAUUUAUAAAUGUGUUAAAACAUUUAACAAUUACUAUAUUAUUACCAGAUGAAAUAGUGUGCAAAGGAGACACCCCAAUAAAGUGUCCAGUGACUGGUGUGUGCUGUGAAAUAGAUCAUUUUUGCCACACAGGCCUUUGUCGUCCCUGUAUCCCUCCUGGCAUGUCUAGAGAUGAGCUGCUAGUCAAGUGCAAAAAAAUGACCAUUGUUCAACUAAUGGGAGAAUUCAAUCCUCAAUGUCAAGAUAUAUGUCAAAGAAUUUUUACAUUUGAGGAUUUGAAUAAAAGUGAGCAUUUAAACAGCCUGUUAAGGUUUUCUUAAUAAAUUAAGCUAUUUGUAUCAGAUUUGUUACUUACAAAUCACAGAUAAGCUUUAAAACACAAAGCAAAUGUAUUUAGGUUUAGAAAAUUAAUAUAUUUUUUUACUUUUGAUACAUUUUGCUUUACAAGUAGGCCUAUAUAUAGCAAAUUUUAAUUUAUAAGAACAAGAACUUAAGUUUCAGGAUGCAGCACUAAGACGUAGUUCUUACAUUUUAAUUCUUUAAUGUUAGUAAUAAUAGUAAUAGGUUUAAUACAGAAAAGUAAUUUUAACAUAACAAAUAAUUUUAACAUAACAAAUAAUUUUAACAUCAAUUUUCAUCCUAUCACCAGGGACCUUAGUUAGCCUUGACAUUCAGGAAAUGAAAUGCUAUGGAAAUCCCAAUGUCUUUUUUUCCCUUUAUUGUAUUUAGAUACUAAGGCAUUCCCUCUCUUAAGCAAACAAAUGUGGCUGCACAUUUGAAACUGAUACCUGGAACUGGAACAAUCAUUCUGGUUUGGCUGUUUUUAAAAGUCAUAACUCUAGCCACUGAACUUUACCUAAUGAGUCAUGGAAUCAAACAUACUAGUAGUACUAGACUAGGGCAUUGACAUAUUAUGUAUUGAGAGUUCUUAAUUUUGCUUUUAAAAAAUUUCCAGACCAUUUGUUUUCUAUAAUAAAAAAUGUGCUAAGCUAUCAAUAUUUAUUAUUAUUAGGCAAUAGCAUCAAACCUUAAGCAGGGUUUCGAAAUCUUUUCAAUAAUAUUUUGCACCAUCUAAAAAUUGCAUUACAAAGUCUCGCACAUACAAACAAUGAAUUUUUAAAAAUAUUUUAAAUGAACUUUAAAUUUUCUUAUUAAAUUACAAAUAUAAGUGUUUAACUCACAAAAUAAACUUUUGACUUAUAAUAUAAAUUAACAUUUUAGUGAAAAGAAAUAUAUUUAAAAAGUUGAAGUCAUAACUUUAAAGGCUAUAAACGCUUUUUCUUUCGCGCCUUAAUGCCACCUUUCACUCCCUGUGGUGCAAACAGCCCUUGAUGGGCAACACUGAGAUAUAUGGAUACAUCCAAGGGAAUGUGGGGGGGGGGGGGGCUUAAAUAUUUUGUGGCCAGCAAUUUUCAAAUUAAAAUAAAAAAAUUUUUACAAAAGCUUUCCCCCGCGUAAACUGACAGACUAAGACUCUGAGGGGUUCAAACAUUCGUGAAUUUAAACCAAUGAUUUAAAUAUGAUUGGUUUGAAUAUGAUUAAAAAUAAUUCCUCCAGUUACCCCCGUUUUAUUAUUGACUAUGCCCCAAUUCCUUUAAGCAAUACUUUGUAAGACGCAUUACAGUUAAUAACUUAACUCCCACAAGCAUUUUUUAGGUAAACGUUUAAUAAAUACAUGUGAUUUUUAGGAGCAUUGGAGUUUUAACCCCAAAACUGGCAACAAUGUGUCGACUUACGUUUUGUUAAAUUAAUGUUUUUCAAUGUAUCAGUAGUAACAUAGGCCUAUAUAAGAAUUCCUUGGUAUCAUUAGUAUCAACUCCGAUUGACUGAGGUGAGUGUGUAACUAGUAGUUUCCCACACACAGACAGUAAAGACAUGUUGAUAUGGAACUAUAGUUUAUUUAACCAAAUUUAUUUACAGCAAAUUGUUUUGUAAAUAUUGAAGUAGACUAUAAUUUAAUUUGGUUGACACAAUGAUUCAACAAAAAUUUCCUUUCUCCAGAGCAAAAUAGUGAAAUUAAUGAUCUCAAACAGAAAGUAGAUGAAAUCUUACAGAUUUUAAAGCAAACAAGUAAGACUUUCAUUUGAUUUUUUUCCGGUGUCCUUUUUAUUUCCGUAAAAAGACAUCCAAUUGUAAGUUUUCAGAAUGAGAUCCUGUUUUUAAUGUCUACAUUUUGUUGUUUGAGUUUUUAAAAUGAUGUGUCUUUGGAUAUAACUUUAAUAUUUUUCUAGUAUUAUUACUAUUAGUCAUUUAAAACUAUAUAAAACUUCAUGAUGCAUUUUGCAACUUAAAAAUAAAUAAUUUUAUGCAAUAUCAUAUUGUCAAUAUCUAAAAAUACAUGCUACAGAUCCCUCAGCUUUUAGCUUAAAAUAAGCCAGAUGUCUUAUUCGCGUUAUGUCUGUUUAACUGCUUUGUAAAAAAAGAAAACGUCCCUCAAACUUAUGUUUGUUGAAAAGGUUGUUGUUAAAGAUCAAUGCGUUUUAACCCAUAUAGACCAAUCUCAGUACCGGUAGUUGAAAUUGUUUUCAUUCAUUAUAUUUAUUGGAACUCAAGUUUUUUAUUUUUAAACAGUUUUGUGCCAUUGUAAACUGGUUUCAAGAUUGAGAGGUUGGGUUUAUUUAAAAAAAAUUACUUAAGGGACCUGCGUAUGAAUAGCCACUAUUAGGAUGUAAUUUGUGGUAGUUUAUUUUAGUCAAACUGAAAAAGUAAUUUGAAAAAAAUAUAGUCCAUUCCAUUAUCUCUCAUUGGAUACCAAAGUUUGUCUUACAAACCCAACAAUAACAUUUUUAAUAUUUUUUUAAUCCCAACCUCUCACUUCUGAUACCCAUGUCCGAGCAGCCACUUUGUAAUGCGAACAACAAAUUAAUGCUGAAAAUAUCAAAUAAUGUAGGCCUACUUGAAAAUAAUUUGUUGCAUUUGUAUUUCAUAAUUCUAGUCAAUUAAAUUAAAAUUAUGUAUUCGGACAGUAAAUUCAAUGUCAUUGCAUUAACACAUAUAUACAUGUGUUUUAAAGCAACUAAAAAAAAUAAUAAAGGAAAGAUUACUAAAUUAAAUUACAAUUUUCAAAAUCUUGGUGAACCUGAAUUGGCAACAACACAGAUGUGACACUUGAGCUUAAUUAAAGUAUUAGUAGGCCUACUCAAAACAUCAACAUUAAACAUGUUUAAAUUCCAUUAACAGUGAUUUCUCCUUAUUUAAAUGUAAAUUGAUACAUUUUUUAUUGAAGUCUGGACCACCAAUUUACUUUUCUUUGAGUUUAACACCCCUGAUCCACUUGCAAGAAACACACUAACAAUUAAAUGAAUAUUGAUUUUUGAAUUCAUCUUUGCAAGGAAUUUUUAAGGAGACUUCAGCAGCAACCAAUUUGUAACAGUUUACCUCUUUACAGUAAAAAUUUUACAACACUUGCACGGAAAAAGUAAAUUGGUUAACAGUGCAUUCUAGAGAAUUGGAAGACAUUUUUUUAGAAUUUUAUUUUUCACUUUACGAAUCGGUUCCUACCAUUUGUCCAAUACUUGUAUUAAAACUUUCAAAUCAACCACUCUUAGACAAUGCAUUGUCUCUUAAGGGAAUUAAAUCAAGUAGAGGGGGUGGUUUAAUUAAAUAAUAUGUAGUCAGAUUUAAUCAAACAAGGAAAUAAAAAACAUAUUUUAAGGAUAGGCUUGAAAAAAAUGUCAGAGCAAAAAUAUAAAUAAAGAACAUGUUUGCAAAAACAACUAUUAAAAUGAUAAAUUAAAUCAAUUUAGCUCUAAGAGCUAUAAAAAGUGGGAAAUUAUAUUAAUGUAUUUUUACCAUUAGAUUUUAACCAUUACAUGCUAUUAGAGAAAUGUUAUGAAUAUAAUCUACCAGUACAUCAACUCUAUGUGGACUAUAAAAUUGUCCAUGACAGCAUCAAAAUAAAAUGUCUACAUGAGACUCUGUAAAAUUAAACAACUCAAAAAGCAAAAUCAAGAUUCAGGGAGAUUAUUCAACGGAAUUCAGAUUAGACAAGGCCUAUGACAAGGAGACACACUGUCUUUUAUGCUAUUUAACCUAACAUUAGAGAGAGUUAUAAGAAGCAUACACAUUGACACCCGAGGAACAGUAGCAGGAUACUUUCUGAGGGAGAUCCAAGAACAACAACCAAAAGGCACUCUCUACAAUCAACUCCUUCAAUAUCUUGUAUAUGCUGAUGGCAUAGUACUGAUAUGGAAAAGUAGUAAAGACAUAUCAAAAGCCUUUAUUGAAUUAGAAGACGCAUCACUACAAGCAGGAAUGGAAGUUUACCAACAAAAAACAAAAUAAAUGUAUGAUAAAAGAAGAACAGACAGAUGAAACCAUUAAAAUUAAAAACAAGACUUUUGAAAAAGUAAAUCAAUUCAAAUGCCUAGGAUAUUUAAGAUAAGAUAAGAUUCUUUUAUUGAUCCGAAUAAAUGGAAAUGUUUUUUGAUUGCACUAUACAUUUUCAACACAUAAAUAAAACAAUUUGAAGACAAGAAAUUUAUAAUAAAUUAUUUCAAACAGCCAUUCAGUGAAUAAUCUUAGCCAAAUCGGGACCUUAUUAGUUCUCAUGAAGAUGUGUGACUUCAGAGGGAGCACGCCAGUAAAUUCGUACAGAUUGGAGAACAAAAGAAUUUGUGUAUCUUUCAGUCCUCGCCCUGAUGGAAAUAAUUCGCCCCGAACGGCCCGAUCCUAAGUAUUUGUCGUGAAGAGGAUGGAAUGUAUCAUCCAAAAUGUGUUUAGUUCUACAAAAUCAUCUUUCUUCAAAUAGUUCUUCAAGUGAAGGAUGUUUAGUUUGUGUUAUGUUCCUAGCUUUCUUGAUGAGUCAGUUUAUGCAGUGUUUUAAUAUCAGACGUUGAAUUCCCACACCAGCAGGUAAUACUGAAAUUAAGUAGGUUUCCAAUUGUUGCAUUGUAGAAUAAGUUAAUGACUUGCUUGUUUACGCCAAAAUUGUACAGUUUUUUGAGGUAGAACAGUCUUUGGUUGAAUUUCUUAUAAAACAUUUGGCCGUGCUCAUGCCAUGUUAGCUUAUUAUUAAUGGUGAUGCCUAAGUACUUGUAUGCCUCCACUUUCUCUACACUUUGAUUUUUUAUGUUGAGCUCUGUAAUCUGGUGUUUCCCCCUCCUGAAAUUAACAAAAAUUUCCUUUGUUUUUGAGACAUUUAGCUGGAGAAAAUUUUCAUCGCACCAAUUGAUAAAGCUUGUAACUAAAUUGCGGUAUGGGCAGAUAUUAAGCCAACAAUGGUGGUAUCAUCAGCAAAUGUUCAGAUUGGAACGGUGUCGCUUGAGCUUUGAAUAUCAUUGGUAUUUAUUGUACACAGUACAGGGGAGAGAACGCAGUCUUGUGGUGCCCCUGUGCUUAUUUCUCUGGUUAGAGAUAACUGGUUAUUUACUUUGACAUUUUGUGCUUGAUUUCUUUAAAAGUUCAGUAUCCAAGCCUGAAUAUUUAAAUUGACACCUAACGAGGAAAGUUUCUUUAUAAUAAGGUGUGGUUGGAUAGUGUUAAAUGCUGAUGAGAAGUCUAAGAAAAGCAAAUGGAAAGAAAUAACAGAAAUAAAAGAAAGAAUAUCGUACGGAAAUAGGGAAAACUUCAGGAGUUAGAAAAUACUUAAAAGUAAAAUUAUUACAAGAAAAACAAAGAAAACUUUUUAUAAAACUGUAAUCAGACCAGUUGUAACAUAUACAAGUGAAACUUGGACCCUAACAAAAAACAGAAGAAAACCUAUUAAGGGGAGAGAAAAGUUCUCAGGAAAAUACAAUGACCAACAAAGGAUAAAUAUUGAUGGAGAAUAAGAACCAGGAAUUGUGUGGUCUAUAUCAGGAUCCCAUGCUAGUAGCAGAAAUAAAAAAAGGGCACGAUACUUAGAAAGAAUGCCAAAUGAUAGAGGAGUAAAGAGGGUACAUCACCAAAACCCCACAGAAAAACGGCUCAAAGGCAAACCUAUGUCUCCCAACUUGCCUUAUACGCUGUUAGCCAACUGAACUGAAUCAUUAAAAAUGUACAAAUGUUGCUUCAAAUUAAAAAUUGUUGUUAAUGUGCGCUAUACUCUGUGUUCACAAUUGUCAGUGUUCAGAAUAAUUAUUGUCAAAGAGUGUGAAUUUUUGGUGCUCUAAUUUGUUGGUGUAUCUAGUUUCUGUGUGCUCAACUGUCAGUGUGCUCAUUUUUCAUGUGCUCAGUUAUGUCUUUGUGGACUUUUCUUUGCAGUUUUGUCAUGUGCUCAAUGUUACAUUUAAUAUCUAAAAUUUAAUCAGACUCGCAAGAACAAAUCAAAGACCUUGUGACAGAAACUUACAAAGAAUCAAAAAGAAUCCAAGAGACUGGUAAGUAUUAG
Messenger RNA from Lymnaea stagnalis (great pond snail), 11583 nucleotides. Lineage: Eukaryota; Metazoa; Mollusca; Gastropoda; Lymnaeidae. The record is from the annotation of a GenBank genome assembly.